Messenger RNA from Schizophyllum commune H4-8, 906 nucleotides. RefSeq lists its product as uncharacterized. NCBI's taxonomy places the organism in Eukaryota, Fungi, Basidiomycota, Agaricomycetes, Agaricales, Schizophyllaceae. The record is from RefSeq and is a predicted model, not a curated record. The transcript is spliced from 4 exons. Bases 1 to 906 code for a protein of 301 amino acids.
AUGGAGCCCCUCUUCCGCUGUCCCAUCGUCUUCAGGUCCUUUCCUAUGGCAGAGAUGUGCUUUACCAAAGCACACCUUCUGUGGAAGAAGCCUCUCGACAUAUUUUCCAAGACGAGCCGGGCCCGUGCCCAACAUGCCGCAGACUUUGGUGUCCCGGAAGGCUCGAGUACCGAAGACAGGGAUCGGGAUCUUACUCUUCACGAUGGCGAUCAAGCAGGGCUUGAGCGUCGUAACCUGGAGAAUGUCUUCCGAUGCCAGCAGGACGAACCCAUGUCCUUAUUGGCGGAGGCGCAGUAUGCCUCGAGGGUGCGCCACAAGGUGCGGGGCUCGCACGGCUUGAGCGCUGGACUUCUGCCUUCUAUGCCGACCGCAUUUGCUGCCACAUCCCUCGUCCCUGAGCCGGCACUCUCGUCCGACGAUUACUCGAUAGGCGCCCGCUCUACACCAGACGCCACGGAUUGUCCCGACGGGCAUGCUCUCGGACGCCACUGUUUCUGCAAUGGCUGCAUCGACACUCUUGAUAUCGAGGGGCGGGCAUGUCCGAUGUGCCGCACAUUCGUGCGCUUCGUAAUCCCCUCCCCGCGCUUCGUUGAGACGGACCACAGUGCGUACGACGACCUCAAGAGAAGAUACGACCAGCUCAGAGGCGAGUGUGAUACCUUGAAGGCCGAGCGCGAUGCCUUGCGAGCAAGUUAUGAGCACCUGAGGGCUCAGCUUGGCCAGCUGCAGCGCGAAGCGAGAAGGACCAGUCACUACUCUAUGGCCUACUCCUCGCCUUCCCCUCCGGCGCCGCCUUCAGCUCACGAUAGUGGCACCCCUUUUCAACCUGGAAUCCCACCGAGGGAUUUGGGGGCUCCGCACGAUGCUCGGGCCCUUCGGCAGCAUCGCCUUCGUCACCCAACGUGA